CACUGAUGCCUUCAUAUGGCAUAUCCAUAUCCAUUCCUCAUUGACGUCUCAACUCACCUGCUAAACUAACCUGAACGAUCCUCCGGUGACAGAACGAUGCCAAUCCUUCCUGUCCUGUAGUUAGCGAGCAUACAACCCCCAUCAACCCUCGACCAUCAACACCAUGUCCCAAUAUUACCCUCCCAACUAUUCCUCCUCCAACAAUCCGCAAAACCUCCAGUUCUACCCCUCCUCCUACAACACAGGACCUUCACCCGGCCACGUCUCCGGCCACUCUACGCCAUUUCAAGCCUCCUACCCCGGCGGUUCGAGCUCCUCCGCGUUCCCUGGCAGCAGUUAUGGCGCAUCCUCCAGCGGAUUCAGCGGAGCCGCCUUCGGCGCACCACCAGGCGUAUCAGGGCGGAUGGGCGAGCAAGGCGGUCUAAGAACAGGAUGGCUAGCUGCAUUCUCGACAGAAGGGUACGAAACAGAGCCGCCAUUAUUAGAGGAAUUGGGAGUGAAUUUCGGACAUAUAAAAACGAAGACCCUCACUGUCCUCAACCCCUUCGCCCCCAUCUCCCACCACCUCAUGGACGACUCCGACCUCGCCGGCCCCCUCCUCUUCGCCCUCCUCUUCGGCUUCUUCCUCCGCGCCUCGGGCAAGACGCAUUUCUCCUACAUCUACGGCCUCUCCCUCCUCGGUUCCACCUCGCUACAUGUCAUAUUAUCCCUCAUGUCGCCCCCACCCAGCACCGACUCGACGACCGGUCAACCACCCUACACCGCUUCCGCAUCCCACUAUCCGACACCCGACCCGUCGAAAUCCGGCAGCUCGCACUUCGCGUCCACGCUGACAUACGCCCGCAGCGCGAGCGUGCUGGGGUACUGUAUGCUGCCGUUGGUUCUGGUGAGCGCGUUGGGCGUGGUGGUGAGCAUGAGCACGUUCACGGGGUACAUCAUCACGAGCGCGGCGAUCCUGUGGUGCGUGUAUAGCUCGAGCGCGAUAUUCGUGGCGGUGGGCAGGAUGGAGGGGAUGAGGGGACUGGUGGCGUAUCCGCUAGCACUGUUUUACAUGUGUUUUGGCAUUAUGGCGAUUUUUGGGGCGAGUAGUGCGAGUGGGGCCAAGGGUACUGCGGGGACGGGUUGAGGUUAUGAGGAUCAGUGGCUGGAACGAAGGGAAAGCGGGUUGCCAUAUCUAGUAGCUAUGCUGGACGGAGCGAUUUUAAACCCUGAAUUGAUCGGGAUUCUAGGAUACCAAAAGGAGCAUCAACUGAAGUGGACAUGGUAGCGAAUCACUUUAGAUUUACAUGACCAAGUCGUACACAUGAGUAUUGAACAGUGGAAUGAAAGCACUUGUAUCUUCUAUUAUGGAAAAGGAAAUUUCUAGCAGGGGUUGUCGUGAU
Molecule: messenger RNA, 1382 nt
Organism: Eremomyces bilateralis CBS 781.70
Lineage: Eukaryota; Fungi; Ascomycota; Dothideomycetes; Eremomycetales; Eremomycetaceae
Product: Yip1-domain-containing protein
Exons: 2
Coding region: 164-1126 (320 amino acids)
Biological process (GO): vesicle fusion with Golgi apparatus; endoplasmic reticulum to Golgi vesicle-mediated transport
Cellular component (GO): trans-Golgi network
Source: RefSeq, a predicted model, not a curated record